This is a messenger RNA of Catharus ustulatus (Swainson's thrush), 4902 nucleotides long. It is a transcript of the gene PRELID3A, whose product is annotated as PRELI domain containing 3A. NCBI's taxonomy places the organism in Eukaryota, Metazoa, Chordata, Aves, Passeriformes, Turdidae. Gene Ontology annotation, cellular component: mitochondrial intermembrane space. Gene Ontology annotation, molecular function: phosphatidic acid transfer activity. The coding region runs from base 108 to 713 and encodes 201 amino acids. The record is from RefSeq and is a predicted model, not a curated record. The transcript has 6 exons. Gene Ontology annotation, biological process: phospholipid transport.
CGGGCCGGCGCGAGGCUGUCAGUCAGCCGGGCACCGCCGCCGCGCGCCCUGCUUCCCGCCUUUCCCGCCAUUCCCGCCGGGCUCUGAGGGACACACCGCCAGCGGCCAUGAAGAUCUGGAGCUCGGAGCACGUCUUCGGGCAUCCCUGGGAUACGGUGAUCAAAGCUGCUAUGAGAAAGUACCCCAACCCCAUGAAUCCGUGUGUGGUGGGAGUAGAUGUCCUUGACAGGAGCCUGGAUAACCAGGGGAGGCUGCACAGUCACCGUCUUCUCAGCACAGAGUGGGGAUUGCCCAGUAUUGUCAAAGCAAUACUAGGAACAAAUAGAACUCUGACUUACAUAGAGGAACAUUCUGUGGUAGAUCCAGUGGAAAAGAAGAUGGAGCUUUGCUCAACUAAUAUUACGCUCACAAACUUGGUGUCUGUUGACGAGAGACUGGUUUACACACCUCAUCCCGAAAACCCAGAAAAGACUGUACUAACUCAAGAAGCAAUUAUUACUGUUAAAGGCAUUAGCUUGAGCAGUUACCUGGAAAGCUUGAUGGCAAACACAAUAUCUUCUAAUGCCAGAAAGGGUCGGGAUGCCCUGGAAUGGGUGAUCAGCAAACUAAACACAGAACUAGAAGAGCUGAAGUCCACACGUGAGGGGAUCAAACCAGCCAUGGCAGCAGCGUCCACGGAAAAAUCAAGCCAAAUAUUUGGGUUCACCAAAUAAAACCAAGUAACUGACAGAAAAGUCUUAUUCUGCAGACUGCUCUGUAGAGCUCCCUCCCAAGGCUGAUCUGCAGAGAUUUUGUCCAUUUUUAAGAAUACUGGAUCAGUGGAAAAGUAACCUCAUCCAUUAUCACCACAUCAGCUCUUGUUGCUACUGAAGAUUAAACUGACCUCCUGCAGAUGCUCUUUUCAUUUGAACAAUUUACGGUUAACACUGGAAACAAAACAUGUAGCACAUUUAAAAUGGCCUAAAUGUGCCUUUUAAAACAAAGGUAGAGGACAUGUUGUAUUUACACCAUCUCAAACUGAAAAGCUUGAAGAAUAAGCAUGUGUGGAAUUAAGAGUUUUUCACGUGAACCGUUGUUCUGUGAAGGGCUGAUAGAUCCUAGAGCUCUGAAUUUUGUCUGGUUUGUAAUCUGAUAAUGUCUUAUGGCCAGUUAAAGGGAACUACAUGAGUCAGAACAUGAUACUGUAGAAUUUGAUAUUUAUCUAGAGGAUCAUCUUGAAAGGCUUCAUCUUGUGUGGAACUAACUUUUCUUAGGUUGUUUAAAUGUGCUACCUAGACAUGACACACAGAUACUUUACCUCUUAGGUGUUUGUAUCCAAACAAAGAUAAAGUUUCUAUUGAUGUUAAUACCUAAAAUAGUUUUUCUGGUGGGGAGAAGGGUAUAAUUUAUUUUCUUAUUUAUUAAUUUUUCCUAGUUCCUCCCCUCCCUAUGAGGACAGGGGUAGUGUAACUGGAAGGUGCUGGAAAAUACUUAUUUAUCUCUAAGAAGAGUGUUGUAGGCUACUGGAAUGAAGAGACUGUGCUGUUCCACUGGUCCUUGCUCUUCACAUCAUGUCUUAACUGAGGGAGAAAUCAAUGCAAUAACCAGAAGAGUUGAAAUGAGAAAUGAGCAGAAGAUUUUAAAUCCAAAUGAUAGGACUUCACAAAGAGAAAUUUUUCAUUCCCUGAAUGGAGAAAACGAGUACAAGAACCACAAAUGGACUCUCCUUUCUAAAUGUUUUCUGUUAACUCCUGACUACCAGUGUAACUGAACCUUUUCAACACUUUUCCACGUGGGUACGAAAUGGUUUUAAAAUCCUUUGAAAUGCUUCUCAGUAUCUGGAAAAAUAUCUUCAAUAACUGCAGAAACUUUCCUAUUAAGUAUGCAUAAAUAUAUAUUGGUAACGACUUUAGCCUUGUCUGAUGUUUACAGAAUAGUCAUGUUUGAUCCAGAUGGAGUAUAUGUUUCUCAGACAGAAACCUCUGUUGGGGCAUUUUAACUUAUUUUUUGGUGUGCACGCAAAGUGAAAUAAAUGUUGCAAGGAUGUUUACUUGUUCAAGUGGCAGGCAUGUGCUCCAGAAGCUGUUAAAGAGCAUGAGUAGCUUCUAAAAAAAUAGAAGAGUAAAAUGUUGGUCACUGUUUUGAUCUGAUGAUUUUAAAGUGUUUGUGGCUUAAGGGAAUUUUCAGCAUUUGUAUUGUUUAGUUUGAAAGUAAACUUUAAUUUGGGUGUAACUAAGUUACAUUAUCCUAAUGAAUAAACCUUUUAAAAAUAUGUCUAUUAGUUGAAGGCAAUUAAAUGACUAGCAAAUAUUUACACUACUCUUUUUAUGUGGACCUAAAGCCCUUCCUAUUUUGGAACAGAAACUUAGAGCUUAAAGCAGCCUGUGUCUGGAAGAUAAGGUGGAUGGCUUUGGUGCAGGUCAGUUGUGCCCUUCUCAGGACUGAUGCCACUUCCUGGGUGAGGAACACAAAAGAUGCUGUAGUUCCUGGUGUUGUUCUGCUAGGCAGGGCAAUGCAACUAUGGCAGAGCUCUGCACAAAAAGGGGGAAGUUGGUGGUGUGUGUACAUUUGGAAACCUGUGCUCAGCAUUUCCGUACAUGCAUGCUUGAGGGGAUGAAAACAUGACUGUCAGUAGGGGCAGGAAAGCCUUUGGAGAGUUUUAUGUAUUGCUUUGAUUUGGGAGAAGAGUUGUCUAAAGCUGCUUCAUGCAUCAGAAAUGAAAUAUUUACUUAGUGUUGUCUUAUGGCUGGCUGACUUGUGCAUGGCGCUUCCAGUACUGGUUUCCCACAUAAGUCACCACAGGCUCUCUGGAGCCAAACUCCUCUGCCACACUCACAGGUCAGCACCAAUUGCACAUCAGUUUUCUGCAUUACUUUCCUGACACUUUGUUUCCUUCUUGCAGGAACUAAUCGCUGUCUGCUUCUGUUGUAGCAUCUCCUUCCUGUUUCCUUCCUCGCUGAUUUUGGGCUGCUUUCACUCCACCAUUUCCUACCACUUAGGAACUAUGUGGCUAAAUGCCUGGUUUUCCAAUUGGCCACUCCACUUGCCAGACAUCAGCACCUUUCCUACCUGUGCUCAGUCCUCUCCUGCUUUUCUCUAGGCUAAAGGAGUGGAGAAGUUUUGGGUAGGAAAAAGACGAUUUUUUCUGGAGGCCAGUUCCAUUGCUUGGCUCCCUCUGGUCUUAAGGGUAGUUGCCAGUUGUGCAUCCAUGGGAUUAUUGGUCUUCCUGUGGCUGCUCAUUUUGCCAGUGUGUACAAAGGACCUUGCAGUGGGUCACACUGGAACCAGGUAGGCCCCAGAUGAAGUGGUUCUUAACUUCCCCUAAGCUUUCCUGGGCAGUUUUUACCCUGUUUUCUGUCCUUGUUGUUGGCAUGUGGGGCUUCCUUCCUUCUUUUCCCUUGGCCAUGUGACUGGUCAGAUCGAUGGGAUCCCGGGGGAUCUCUAGCUGUCUGUGCUGUGCAUAACACUGUUUUUGAAGCAUCCCAGUUCCCUUUCCUGUUAUUAGACUGUUUUAGACUGGGUUGGCCCUUGAGGCAAAAAAAUGCUGUCUUUGGAAUUGUUUGUUUUUGUUGCUCUCUAAAGAAGUUCCUCCAUCUUUUCUUUCUUUACUGGAAAUGUCUAAAAAAUAUUUAUGAAGUUGGUUUUAUGUCACAUGCAUUGACUGAGGUAUCUCAAAGACAGAAAGUUGCAUGUGAGGGAAAGUGUUAGGUUGCUUGUGGGAGCAGCAGAGUGCAGCUUUUUAGAUUGGAGCAGGAGGAGGAAAAGGAUAUGUAGGAGGAAAAAAAAUGUGUAAAGCAGAAAUGGUGUAAAGUCAGCGCUGAUUUACUUAGAGGCAUCUUGAAUUGCUGGGGACCAAGCAGAAGAAAGCUCAGUGCUUUAACCAUGUUGAUUAAUAGGUAGCAAGUGCCAUCUUGAAUAAGAAUUCUGCAUUUUGAGAGUUGAAAGUGGAAGUAAGGUUGGGUUUUUUGAGUUGUGAGAGGGAAGUUGCUUGCAGCAGUUGUUCAAGCUGCACUUCAGUGUUUCUCAGCUGCUGGGUUGCAAUUCAAAGGAAACAGAGUGGGGGGUGUGAUGUAAGGAUUGGUUGGAUUUUAAGAAUUUGGUGCCAGCACAUCAGGUCUCCACACUGGAUAGAAGUAUGGCUGCUCUCCCUGUCCUUACUGCUGUGCCACACAUGCCUGUUGUGGAAGGAAGAAGCUGGGAAAAGCUGGUUCCUGACUGCAGGGGAAGCAGAGAGGGAAGACAGCAGCAGUGGUUCCCAGACCAUGCAAAUUGGGCAUGUUGGUUCUUGGCCCUGAAGGAUUUUAAGAUGUUGAAGAUCCCAGACUCAAAGUAGAUUGGCUUCUGGUUGAUGUCUAGUUUUUGUACAGGCUCAUGAUAGCAACAAAAGGUGUUAAUUUAAAACAGUGUAGUCAAAUGGUCUGGAGUGUAAUUAAUUGAGUUUGUUUAGACUAUCCUUUCUUUGUCUAAAUUUGUCCUUGUGCCAGUGUGAUCCCCCAUGCGUCUUAUUUCUUUUUGUCCAUCAGGUCAGCAGGCACAAUGGAGGAAGGAUUAUAUUUGUUGGGACAACAGGCAAUCCUAGUGAAAGCUCCCAUAUUCUUGAAAGUGUUGCCUAAAGUAAGCAAAGGCAUUGAGCUGCAGCAGGUGGUGUCAGGAACUGCUGCAGAGCACAAACUGGGCACUCAUGUACUGACAGUGUAAUAACCUAGCACUGAGUAAAUCACCAGCCAUGUUCCUUGAUGAGAUAGUUUUCAUUCAAAUCCUCAGGUGGAGCAGUGGUGGGGAGGCAACACCAUUCCUACUGUUGCACCUCCCUAGGCUGAGAGCCAUGAAAGCCAGGGCUGUAAGGCUGUAGUGUCUAUGUACCCUGUGGUGCUAUCCAAAAUAAAUAAAAAUAAAUAAAUGCCAUGUGCAGUUUAAAAAACA